Lachancea fermentati is the source of this 1554-nucleotide messenger RNA. NCBI's taxonomy places the organism in Eukaryota, Fungi, Ascomycota, Saccharomycetes, Saccharomycetales, Saccharomycetaceae. The record is from the annotation of a GenBank genome assembly.
AUGCCAUCUUUUGUCCGCGAGCCCUUAAGAAAUUUAACAUCAGUCGAGAAAAGAAUAUGUAUAGAAACCAUCAAUGGUGAGCGAAAUGGUGUUGUAUUUUCAGCUGCAUAUUCAAAAGGCAACGGUAGAGAAGAAACAUGGAAUGAUGACGCAACUUUGCUAACCGUUAGAGAUCAGCGGCUAACUUCAUCAUUGGUAUAUCAGGCGCUAUCGAGCAUGAUCAGAGAUAACGUCGAGCUUUUUACGACAAUCAAUGAAUGCAUGCAGUUUGAACCUGUACUUCAAAUAACCGUUGACGAUGUGAUUCGCAAGGUGGAAUUUGAAAGCUACAAGGAUGAAUUGGUUAAUUGCCAUAAUGGUAUACCACCUUAUCUUCUACGCCAUAUUUUCGAUAAGAGCAAAUUUUCUCUUGGAAAGCAACAACCUCUUUGGGAACUUUUUAUUGUCGACGAAACGAUGGUUGUGUUUCAUGGGCAUGAUGUCUUAUUUGACAUCUUUGCUGCUGCAAAUUUUCACAAACUGUUCUUACGUUCGCUUAAUUCGUUGACAGCUAGCGAAGCGCCCGUUUCAGACUGCUUGUUUAAGUAUAAAGCUGGCAGCGGAAUUCUCCAGAAAUCAAUAUUUGAGAAUCCUAAACUCCACCUACCAGCAAUUGCAAGCGAUCUUUUCCAAUUGCAAACAAGGGCAUUCUUUAAAUCUGUUUACAACCUCACUGUUAAAAAGCCUCUAGAGUUUCUUGAAUCUGGCCAGACAGGUACUGCUAAGUCUUACCAAUCACACUACACUGAUAUUCUUUCAGGAACACGGGAUUUAUGUGGUACUAUUAUUUUUGGGAAUAUAAGUCCUGACAGAUUUCAGAGUCUGAAGAAAAUAAUCAAUAGAGAAAAUAUCUGCCUUAGGAGCUUCAUAUGUGCUAUCGUGCUGUUAUGCCUAAAACCUCUUGUCAGAAAGUUUGAUGGCAGUAUCACUUUUUCAGUUCCGGUCGAUCUUAGAGACAGCAUACCAUGGUCAACCCCAUUUGGCCUGUACUACAAAGACAUUUUAAUUGAUUGUCCACUUUCUCUGAUAAAUGACAGAAUAUUUAAGGGUCUUAACGUUUACAACGGAUAUGAUCCCUCUAACGUCAAGCCAAGUGAAAGAGAUCCCGCGUUUGAAGAAUCGCUACUGGAGUAUCAAUUUAGAGAAUCCGUAUCGUACGUCUCAGGUUGCUUGAAGCAGAGGAUGAGAACUUGGGAAAGAUGUCAGUUCAAUGAUGACGACAUAAAGAGAAUGAAAUUCACGAAAAGUGAAUCGAGAAAGACAGUUAAAUCAAAGAUAAUUGAGAUUAAUGACGUUACCAACCAGCAGUUUUGUACCGCAGAAGAAAUGACAUAUCACAUUAAGGACGUCUGUUUAACUAGUAGCCGUAACUCUGACGCCUUUAUGUCGAUAUCGUAUUGUUAUUCAGAUGAAUUUGGUUUGAACAUAUGUAUUCACUAUCCAGAGGGAUAUGCUAUGGAAACAUUCGUUGAGUGCUUCCAAUCUUUCAUGGAGGAGCUUUCUAGAAUUCAGUAA